GGCUGGCUGGGCUGGGACUGCGGGCACAUACCGAGCACAAGCGGGGGAGGGGGUUUGCCCAGGUGUUCGUAGAGCUGACAGCCCGGUGCUUCGCCAAGAACAAGGAAUUACUAUGUGGAACAUUUUGAUGAGACCAGGUUCUAUAUGCUUUACAAGAUCCCAGUAACCAGGCUUUGCACUUGUAAUCACCACUGAAGAUAUAUAUAAUAAAUUCAACAUUUUGCACUUUGAACUGAACACUGAAUUACAUCAAAAUGUGGCCUGUAGUAACCCAACUGUUGAUAUACUUCUUCUUCUGCUGGGCGGAGGAAGGAAAAAGAUAUGGACCUGUCUUUGAAGAACAACCAAUUGACACUAUUUUUCCUGAAGAAUCUAUGGAAGGCAAAGUCUCAGUGAACUGCAGAGCUCGAGCAAACCCUCCUCCUGUUUACAAGUGGAGAAGGAAUAAUUGGGAGAUAGACCUUCUUAAUGAGCAUUACAGUUUGGUGGGUGGUAACCUUGUCAUCAACAAUCCAGACAAAUACAAAGAUUCUGGGAAAUAUGUUUGCAUUGUCUCAAAUAUGUAUGGGAAAGUCUGGAGUAGAGAAGCCAAUUUAAACUUUGGAUAUCUGGAUCCGUUCCCGACAGAGGAACGCUAUGAAGUAAAAGUGAAAGAAGGAACUGGAGCCGUUCUCAUAUGUGAUCCCCCUCCACAUUUCCCUGAUGAUCUUAAUUAUCGCUGGCUUUUAAAUGAAUUUCCUGUGUUCAUUUCACCUGAUAAUAGAAGAUUUGUUACACAAGCAAAUGGAAAUUUAUACAUUGCAAAAGUGGAGCAAUCAGACCGAGGCAAUUACUCAUGUUUUGUCUCCAGCCCUUCUGUUACCAAAAGUGUAUUCAGCAAAUUUAUUUCACUACUUCCACAAACUGACACUUCAGAGAAACCUAAACGUUAUACACCUGUUAUUAAUGUCAAAUUUAAAGACACUCGUGCCUUGAAAGAUCAAAACGUCACACUGGAGUGUUUUGCUUUGGGAAAUCCUAUUCCUGUAAUCACAUGGAGAAAAACAAAUGAGGCAAUGCCAGCUUCAGCUGAGAUAAGCAUGUCUGGGGCUGUCUUAAAGAUUUUCAAUAUCCAGCCCGAAGAUGAAGGAACGUAUGAGUGUGAAGCUAAAAACAUUAAAGGGAUGGACACACACAAAGCAUAUGUAUAUGUAGAAGGUGUGCCAGAAUGGGUAGAACACAUCAAUGAUACAGAAAGAGAUAUAGGCAGUGAUUUGCACUGGGCCUGUGUUGCUAAAGGCAAGCCACAGCCUAGCAUCAGAUGGCUGAAAAACGGAGCAUCGUAUGGAAAGGGUGACCUAAUAAAGAGAGGGCUUACUUUGGAAGACGCUGGAAUGUAUCAGUGCAUAGCAGAAAAUAUGCAUGGAAUUAUUUAUGCAAAUGCUGAGUUAAAGAUUCUCGCUUUAGCACCAACAUUUGAAUUUACUCCUAUGAGAAAGAAAGUUUUAGCUGCCAAAGGAGGACGUGUAAUCAUUGAGUGCAAGCCAAAAGCUGCUCCAAAAGCCAAAUUUUCAUGGAGUAAGGGGACGGAACUGCUCAUAAACAGCAGUCGCGUAUCAAUCUGGGAUGAUGGUAGCCUAGAAAUUCUGAACAUAACAAAGCUUGAUGAAGGCAGCUAUACUUGUUUUGCAGAAAAUGACAGAGGAAAAGCAAAUAGCACUGGAGUACUCUCUGUUACAGCUGCCACAAAGAUAACCCUUGCACCUUCGAAUGCUGAUGUGACUGUUGGUGAAAAUGCAACCAUGCAGUGUCACGCAUCUCAUGACCCCACAUUGGACCUUACAUUUAUCUGGACUUUAAAUGGUUUCCCAAUUGAAUUUGACAAGGAGGAUGGACAUUAUGAACGGGCUAUAAGGAAUGAUGUUGGUAGUGAACUUGUUAUAAAAAAUGCACAACUUAAACAUGCUGGGAGAUAUACUUGCACAGCACAAACAAUUGUUGACAACUCCUCAGCUUCAGCUGAUCUUGUAGUCAGAGGUCCCCCUGGUCCACCAGGUGGUGUCAGAGUAGAAGAAAUAAGAGAUACUUCUGUUAAAUUAACAUGGAGUAGUGGAACAGACAAUCACCAGCCAAUUUCCAAGUAUAAUAUUCAGGCGAAAAACAUUCUGUCUGAAGACUGGAAAGAUGUAAAGACAGAAAAUCCAAACAUUGAAGGAAAUAUGGAAAUGGCAAGAGCUAUAGAUUUGAUUCCUUGGAUGGACUAUGAAUUUCGGGUUACAGCAACAAACACAUUAGGAGUUGGAGAACCUAGUUUGCCAUCACCAAAAAUAAGAACAGAGGGAGCUGCACCUAUUGUAGCUCCUGCUGAAGUUGGGGGUGGUGGUGGAAGCAAUCGUGAGUUAACAGUAACUUGGCAGCCUUUAUCACGUGAAUAUCAUUAUGGGGAUGGCUUUGGCUAUGUUGUCGCCUUCAAGCUUUUCAAUUACAGGGAAUGGAGAAAAGUUAUUGUUACAAACCCUGAAAGUGGUCACUAUGUGCACAAAGAUGACACCAUAACGCCAGCAACACAGUUUCAAGUAAAAGUAAAGGCCUUUAAUAAAGUUGGUGAAGGUCCAUACAGCAGCACUGUUGUUAUAUACUCAGCCGAGGAUGUACCUAUAGAAGCCCCAACAGCAAUAGUAUACAAUAUACUGUCAUCUUCUGAAGUAUCUGUUGCCUGGCACCCAGUUUAUGAGAAAUCUAUUGAAGGUUACCAGGUUCGCUACUGGCGAACUCAAGACAAAGAAGCAGCAGCACAUCGAGUACAGGUGAAAGCUUCAGAUAUUACAACCAGGCUUGAAGGAUUGUUGCCAGAUACCCAUUACAACUUAGAAGUUCGGGCCUUUAAUAGCGCAGGGGAUGGGCCGCCAAGCAGAGUGAUAACUUUCUUGACAAAGAAAGCUCCUCCAAGUCAAAAACCACGGAUUACUAGUGCUGUGAGAUAUGGUUCACAGUAUAUUAUCACCUGGGAACAUGUAGUACCUCUAUCCAAUGAGUCUGCUGUGAAUGGUUACAAGGUUCUUUACAGACAGGAUGGGCAGCGAGAUGGAAAGCUCUAUUCAACUGGUAAACAUUCAGUAGAAUUACCUGUCCCAGAAGAAGGAGAGUAUGUUGUUGAGGUUCGAGCUCACAGUGAAGGAGGUGAUGGAGCAGUUGCUUACAUUAAAAUUUCUGGUGAUGCGACAGGAAUUCUCCCCUCUUUCCUCGGAAUCCUUCUGCCAAUCCUAAGCCUGCUGAUGUAUUGGGAAUUUUGAAUGUAGCUACGUUUACAAUGUCCUGAGUGCAGUGUACUCUCUUCACAGCUGAAGGCAAUGAUUUUUUUUUCUCUUCUUUUUUGUUGGAGAUUACUCCGGUACCAUCUUAAGCCAAAAAGAAAAAGAUAUUACCCUACUGUUUUAUUAUGAACUGAAAAAAAAGGCAUUCAGGAACUCCACACAUGAAGGGAUUAUUUUCAAGGAAGAAAAGUUUUUAACUUGUUCCACUAUGCCUUAUGAAACACGUACGCCAAUAUUUGACAGUUGCAUGAUCAAACGGGCAAGUUACAGUGUUAAAUUGCAAUACCUUAGACUGUACAGUGAAAGCAAAGUCACCAUCCAUAGGUGAUUUCAAGAAAUAAAAAAUGUGAUAUAUAAUAGAGAUACAAAUGUUGUAUAUGGUAAGUGUAAGAAAAACGCCAUCUGUCUAUACUGUUUUGUGUGCUACAUACUUUUAAGUGGCCCAUGUCUAUUGUUUGCAAGGUUCAGGCUUCUAGACAAAUAGUCAGAACAAAAACAGUCAUUAUAUGACAAAAAACUAAUGUUUUCUCUAUAAUAAAUGAAUGUACUUUCUUUAUAUAUGAUAGGGUGGGGGGAGGGCAGAGGGUGACUGUUUGACCAGGUUUCCAUAUGGAUCCAUUGAGUGCAUGAGAUGAAUGUAGAUUUCCUUGGCAUUACUAGGACUUAUGACAUAAGCAUUUUUUCUUUUACAGUAUAUAGGACAACACUCACUGUAAAACAAAUAAAUGGGCCUCAGAGACAUGUUAGAAACAUUCCAAAAUGUGCAAAUUGAGCUCUGGAGUGAAUCAACAUUGAGUUGAAUACAAUUUGGUUUUACUAAUAAUAUCUCUGCUGUGGGGUUAGCUUUAUUCUACAGUAAUGCAAUGGUAAUCCUACCAUGGGAAAUAAUGUAUACCUUUUGUCUGGUGGCUUAUAGGCGAGAAGGAGAACAUUGUCGUCUUCAAAAAAAUAAAAUGUUCUUAUAGCACAGUUGUCUACCCUCAGCAUAAAAGCAGAGAAUUUAGGCAUUUGCAAUCCUUCAAGGGUAUAAUGUUUAUAAUAGGACAGGCUGGUAAGACCAGCUCUGGAUAUUGCCCAGGUUAGGUAUUUGUAUUUUCAGCACCAAGAAUUUUUAUUAAUCUUUGCUGUAAAAUGGAAAGGCUUUGGUGCACCAGUAAGCGAGUUAUUACUAUUUGUUUGUUGCUGCAUUGUCUUGUCCUUUGUGUAACGGUUUCUAACCAAGCAUCCUGGCAUUUAAUUAGGUUAUUUUUAUUUGACUGCUUUGUGUAGCAAUAAGCCAGUUGUUCUGUAUGUGACUAUAUCAGCUCAGAAAUGCAAUGGAUCCUACUUUUUAGUUACAUCAAAAUGAUCUUUCCUAUUAGAUUGCUUUUUGUUCCAAGAAAUUCGGGAGGAGGUUUAUAAUUCUGUAUUAUGAAAACUGGUAUUUUUGAUCUCUACUUUGUUGCUGUUUACACUACGUGAUCACAAAUGGUUGAUACAGUGUGGCAUGGUGUGGUAACUUUUACUGUGACUUUGUUCAGAGUUUAUUGUGUAUAGUUGAAGAUGUGAAGACUGUUGUCUGUGUGGUACAGUAAUAAAAGUUGGUGCAGUAUAUUUUCAGAGAUGGUAAAUAACAAAGGCAUCAUCAACAAAAGGCAUCUGGGAAAAGGCGUGUUAACAGCCCCUUAAUGAAUGUAUUUGCUCUGGCUUUGUCUGUAUCUUUUAUGUUUAGCCAUAAAAAUGAUUUCCAAGGUGCGCUUCAAAUUUUAAAGUUCUGUGUGAGUGGUAUUGGGAAAAAAACACUUUUUUCAAGAUGGUUCCAGUAAUGGUGCAAUGUUUUCUUUUCUUUUUAUUCUUAGCACAAACUUGUUAUAUGAUUAAAUAUAGCUAUUUACUUUUUAUAUAUAAAUUACCCUACAGAUUUUAUUAAUAGAAGAAAAGAAAAUCUCAAUUUACUGUGUACUUGUCAUACUGUAUAGAGACUGCAUUCUGAAAACAAAAAGAAUACUAAAAUAGAAGAACCACUGAAAUGAUAUAGAAAUGUUCAAUACCUUGGAGGAAAAGCAUAUGCACUGAUACACAGUUGUGUUUGUGUGUAAAUGCAUAAUCCUUACACACAACAUGUUUUUUUUAUUUUCAAAUGCAUGAUGUCCUUUUACCUUUCUAACAUACACAUUGAACAAUGUGCUUGGAUCUGAGAUGUAGAAAAAGAAAAGUUGUUUAAUGCAGAUUUGGUUUUAAAGCAAAUUCACAAUGCUCCUCGAAGUAGUAUUCAAUGCACUUACCAUGUGUCGCUACUGGCGCUUUACCUGUGCUCAAAACUGCCAUCACCCAAUCACAGGACAAGUGACAAUGACCAUUUGGGAUUGAAAAUGGGAACUUGUUUAUCAGAAUAGAGCAAUACCCAAUCUGGUUCCAUUUAACCCAUUUCUUAACUACUUACACAUGUUUAAUUUGCUUAUAUUUAGAUGUGUUUGGGUUUCUUUAAUAAUGCGAUUGUACAAGAUAAUUUGUUAGUUGAAUUUUGCACUUUUUUUUUACUUUAUUGGUUUAUAUGUUAUACUUUUUUUUACAGUGGAAUAGGUAGAAGUGAGAUAUUUUUUUUAUGAAGGAACCCAAGUUAAAAUGUAAUAAAUAUCAGUAUUACUCACAAUGUAACUGUUGGCCUAUACAUUUACCAAAAUGUUAUGUUUUGUUAAAAAAAAAUAAAGUAAAAGAAAACUUCCACCAAAUAAAGGUAUUUGACAAACAA
Messenger RNA from Xenopus tropicalis (tropical clawed frog), 6024 nucleotides. RefSeq names its product contactin 1 (gene cntn1). Gene Ontology annotation, cellular component: plasma membrane. The coding region runs from base 255 to 3272 and encodes 1005 amino acids. The record is from RefSeq and is a predicted model, not a curated record. Lineage: Eukaryota; Metazoa; Chordata; Amphibia; Anura; Pipidae. The transcript is spliced from 24 exons.